Messenger RNA from Symphalangus syndactylus (siamang), 3600 nucleotides. It is a transcript of the gene GDPD5, whose product is annotated as glycerophosphodiester phosphodiesterase domain containing 5. The record is from RefSeq and is a predicted model, not a curated record. Gene Ontology annotation, biological process: positive regulation of neuron differentiation; lipid metabolic process. Gene Ontology annotation, cellular component: plasma membrane. Gene Ontology annotation, molecular function: glycerophosphodiester phosphodiesterase activity. Lineage: Eukaryota; Metazoa; Chordata; Mammalia; Primates; Hylobatidae.
UGGCUGGCGUUCGGGCGCUGGACGGCUCUGCCUCGGCUGAGCUCGGGCUGCGGCUCCGGUGGGGGUGGGUGGCGGGGAUGACAGCGGAGGUGGCAGCGGCGCGGCGCUGAGCGAGCGGCGAGCGAGCGGGGGAAGAGGAGGAAGUGGAGCCGCGCCCGGGAGCUCGGGAGUCGGCCGCUGCGCCGAGCGAGGUCCGCCCCGUUUUGCAGAGCGAGCCGAGUCGGGACCUGGAAAGACUUCCCCGCGGGGCUCUGGCCGCCGCGCCUCCCCGCCGGCGCCUGCACUGCCCUGCCCGUCCCAGCCCCGCGGUCCGGGGCGUGCGGCCGGGACGCGCGGAGCCCCGGCCCUGACCCGCUGCGCCGGGACGGGACGCUCCUAACCCCGCCGGACGGGUCCGUGGUUGCAGGGUCGCUCCGCGCCUUUCCAUCAGUGAGGGUCGGAACCCCAGCUCCAGGGCUAGCGCAGUGUGGCCCCAGGCCCUCGCCUCCGGUACACGGGACCCCGGACGCCCCCAGCUUCUGGCUCCACGAGACCCCAACCUUCAGUUGGAACAGCUUGGAACAGAGCGAGCGCCCGGGAAGCCCUGGUCGGGUCGUGCGCUCCGUGAGGGGUCCUAGGCGGGCAGGAUAGUCGGACCGAACCGCCGGGCUGGUGCCGCGAGCCCAGGCUGUCACCUUCGUCCCGCCUCAGGCGAGGGGUUCAGCGCCUGCCCCGAAGAUAACACAGGGGUCCCCUUCUGUCCCGGCGGCCCGCGAGAGCCAAGGCUGCAGCUCUCCCAGUGAAGUGAUAUCACCGCCUCUGUGGACAAGAUACCUCCAGGAGCCCAGCUCACAGCCACUGGUACCUUCUUCCAGGACAAGCUGGGGGCCUCCAUGGGCGCCUGAGGGCCAGGCGCCAGGGCCGUGGGCACGAGUAUGGUGAGACACCAGCCCCUGCAGUACUACGAGCCACAGCUGUGCCUCUCCUGCCUCACGGGCAUCUACGGCUGCCGUUGGAAGCGCUACCAGCGCUCCCAUGAUGAUACCACACUGUGGGAGCGCCUGUGGUUCCUGCUCCUCACCUUCACCUUCGGCCUCACGCUCACCUGGCUCUACUUCUGGUGGGAAGUCCACAAUGACUAUGAUGAAUUCAACUGGUACCUCUACAACCGCAUGGGCUACUGGAGUGACUGGCCCGUGCCCAUCCUUGUGACCACAGCUGCUGCCUUCGCAUACAUCGCUGGCCUCCUGGUCCUGGCACUAUGUCACAUUGCCGUGGGGCAGCAGAUGAACCUGCACUGGCUGCACAAGAUCGGGCUGGUGGUCAUCCUGGCUUCCACGGUGGUGGCCAUGUCGGCCGUGGCCCAGCUGUGGGAGGAUGAGUGGGAGGUGCUGCUGAUCUCCCUGCAGGGCACAGCGCCAUUCCUGCAUGUGGGGGCCCUGGCAGCAGUCACCAUGCUGUCCUGGAUCGUGGCAGGACAGUUUGCCCGUGCAGAGCGGACCUCCUCCCAGGUGACCAUUCUCUGUACCUUCUUCACCGUGGUGUUUGCCCUCUACCUGGCCCCUCUCACCAUCUCCUCUCCCUGCAUCAUGGAGAAGAAGGACCUCGGCCCCAAGCCUGCUCUCAUUGGCCACCGCGGGGCCCCCAUGCUGGCUCCAGAGCACACACUCAUGUCCUUCCGGAAGGCCCUCGAGCAGAAGCUGUAUGGGCUCCAGGCUGACAUUACCAUCAGCCUGGACGGCGUGCCCUUCCUCAUGCAUGACGCCACCCUGCGGCGCACCACCAACGUGGAGGAGGAGUUCCCGGAGCUGGCCCGCAGACCUGCCUCCAUGCUCAACUGGACCACCCUGCAGAGACUCAACGCUGGCCAGUGGUUCCUGAAGACUGACCCCUUCUGGACGGCCAGCUCCCUGUCACCCUCCGACCACAGAGAGGCCCAGAACCAGUCCAUUUGCAGCCUGGCAGAGCUCCUGGAGCUGGCCAAGGGCAAUGCCACACUGCUGCUCAACCUGCGCGACCCGCCCCGGGAGCACCCCUACCGCAGCAGUUUUCUCAACGUGACUCUGGAGGCCGUGCUGCACUCCGGCUUCCCCCAGCACCAGGUCAUGUGGCUGCCUAGCAGGCAGAGGCCCCUGGUGCGGAAGGUGGCUCCCGGCUUCCAACAGACAUCAGGCUCCAAGGAGGCAGUUGCCAGCCUGCGGAGAGGCCACAUCCAGCGGCUGAACCUGCGCUACACUCAGGUGUCCCGCCAGGAGCUCAGGGACUACGCGUCCUGGAACCUGAGUGUGAACCUCUACACAGUCAACGCGCCAUGGCUCUUCUCCCUGCUGUGGUGUGCGGGGGUCCCAUCCGUCACCUCUGACAACUCCCACACCCUGUCCCAGGUGCCCUCCCCCCUCUGGAUCAUGCCCCCGGACGAGUACUGUCUCAUGUGGGUCACUGCCGACCUGGUCUCCUUCACCCUCAUCGUGGGCAUCUUCGUGCUCCAGAAGUGGCGCCUGGGUGGCAUACGGAGCUACAACCCUGAGCAGAUCAUGCUGAGUGCUGCGGUGCGCCGGACCAGCCGGGAUGUCAGCAUCAUGAAGGAGAAGCUCAUUUUCUCAGAGAUCAGCGAUGGUGUAGAGGUCUCCGAUGUGCUCUCCGUAUGUUCAGACAACAGUUACGACACAUAUGCCAACAGCACUGCCACCCCUGUGGGCCCCCGAGGGGGUGGCAGCUGUGCCAAGACCCUCAUAGAGUGAAGUGGGCGUUAGCUGAAGACAUGUCUGUCCCACCUGUACCUGACACAGAAGCUGGGGAACCUAGGAGAGCUGGUGGAAGCAUGUCUGAACUCAGAGGAGUGCUCUGGGAACAGGCUCCGCAGCCUCCUUGUGGGCUCCAGCCCCUUGUCAGCCGCAGCCUCUCGAGGGGGACUCCCUGUCACCUGAGGCCCAGCUGGGCCAGGACUCCAUCCUUUCAGAUGCCCCUGCAGGCCUGGGGCUCCUUCUGGGAAGUAUGGGGCCUAGGGCUUGGUCUCCCUCUUCUGAGGCCCUUUCCUGUAUCCCGACCUGGAAGCUUUGAUGGGUCAUGGGCCAUGCCAUGCCCCCUGUGGCAAUGGAGGGUGCGGAUGCUCACCUGUGCCGUCUGUCCUCCUGUCUACCACGAGGCACCUGAGUUCUCUGCUGUUAUCCUGCCCCAAGGGCCUGGACCGAGCCUCUACCUGAAGCAACUCUGCUCUUCCCGUCAGUCUCAAAGCACAAGGAGGUUCAACCCAGGAGGAAGCCAGCUGCAAUGUGGAGACACGUCCUCCUCCCCAACCCACCUCAUGCCACCACCAACCCCCUGCCCCAGGAGCGGGCCUGAGCCAUGUCCCCUAGGAGCAGCUGGAGAUGGCCAGAAGAGUGAGCUCAGGACUACUGGAUCCCAUGCCCAGGUGUCCAGCAGACCUCAGGGCAGAAGAGUCACCUAAUCCGGGAGUCCACAGACUGAUGUGACCUCAGGUUCCCACAUCAGUGGCCACAGGGCAGGGCCCACCUGAUAGAGGUGUUCUGGACAUGGUCAGGUGGGUGUGUGGCUAAGUAGGCCUGCACAGAGGUCUGAACCCAAGGGCCUUGGCCAAUGUGAUUAAAGCUGCCAUCUUGA